Messenger RNA from Trichoderma virens Gv29-8, 1221 nucleotides. RefSeq lists its product as uncharacterized. NCBI's taxonomy places the organism in Eukaryota, Fungi, Ascomycota, Sordariomycetes, Hypocreales, Hypocreaceae. The coding region runs from base 1 to 1221 and encodes 406 amino acids. The transcript has a single exon. The record is from RefSeq and is a predicted model, not a curated record.
AUGCACUACAUACGACUGCUCAAAUCACCGGCUCAAUCUCAUUCGGGAAAAAAGCACACGCUAGAUCUCGUCUUCACAAUAACUACAGAUCUAGGCGACUCGUUUUUAUAUCCAGACGAACCAAUUGACUUGACAAUCCAUGCCGAAAUAAGCACUGACUCAGGGCCCAGAACGAAGGUCCCAUUAAGUCUCUUGCCGGGGACAGGCAAAUUACAAUGGCGAUCCGGCAUGCGCGUUGCAAAGCCUUCCGUUGACAUCUCUGGAGUUAUACAACAAGCAUCAAAGUCAAAAUGCAAAGUCGCUAUCUGCAUUAGCACAGAGAAAUACUCCGCGCGUGGAGUACGCGAUAUUCUGGCCACCACAGUUGAUUCAGAGGAGGAGCCGGCUGGACAAGUAAUGCCAGUCUGGAUUACUCUGAAACACGAUGGGGGCGAGGUUGAGGUUUCUACAAGAAGAUUAUCCUUACCCGGGACCACUGAACAGGAUUCAUACGUCGAAUUCGAAGAGGAAAUUGGAGAGAGCAUUGCGAGGCAUAUUUGGGAUGCUGGCGUGCUUGCAUUCUGUGCAAUUGCCGAGUCAUGCAUGUUGCCGACGCCAACGGACACAGAGCCUUCUGGACUAAAAGCUUUGAAGAGUUUAUUCACCGGGACAAAGCCUAUAAACGCGCUGGAGCUAGGUUGCGGCGUUGGAAUUCUCGGAGGAGGCUUGAGUGUCGUCUUUCCAAGGACACGGCCGCCACCUAGCCGUAGAUGUACUAUUCUCAUGACGGACUUGGAGGAAGCGGAGAGUCGAACUAGAUCAAACAUGUCCCGGCUUCUUCAAGCCCGACAGGAGCACAAGUCCAACACUGCACCCCCUGUAAAGCUCCUCUACGAGAACCUCGACUGGGAACAAGGCCGAGAGGGAACGUUUGGCCCAGAAGCACAAAGCCACCGUUGGGACCUUGUCCUACUCAGUGACUGCACUUAUAACGUGGACAUGCUUCCCGCGCUCGUCGGGACGCUUUCCGCGUUGCACGAAUCCAACACGGCACAGGCCGGUGACCAGCCGCAGUCUACAAAGGUCUUUCUGGCCACAAAGCCGCGGCACGCUUCGGAGGAAGCGCUCUUCGGCCUCCUAUCAGACCAGGGUUGGACCGAGUCGCACAGGCAGACGCUGCCACUGCCUGUGCUUGGAGCUGAGACGCAAUGUGUGGAACUGUAUCUCUACGAAAAGGCGUGA